GCUGUUACAGGGCAGCAGGGUCCCGACACGGCUCUGUCGUGUUUGUCGAGCGUGUUCGUGUUUGCUGGAGGCUGCUGAGUACAGGCUGGUAUUCGCACUGAAGCUCUCUGUCGGGUCGCUGUGUUCCGAGUCCGGUGGGGAGUUUGUCCGUCUCAUUCUUGAAUGGCGUUUGGAAUGCAUUAGUUUCACACAGUUUAAUAGUAACAGCAGCAGCUGUGUCACAGUGAUGCAAUGCGUGCGCACCAUGACUGUGGAAGUGCUAUCGACCGUCUGCUACAGAAGCGAAUCUAUAAAAGCUGCGUUGCCAUGGCGGAGGUGUUCUCCUCUGGGAUUGCGGCCCGCUUGCAGAUGCUGCGGGACCGGGAGGAUGGAUUGGGUCAGAACCACAAGGCUGUGAAGUACAUGAACCAAGACUUCGAGUUUCUGAGACAGAACUGCCUCCAGAACCGGGUCCUCUUCACUGACGACACCUUCCCAGCGGACCUGCCCUCCCUGGGGUUCAAGGAGCUGGGGCCACGCUCCCCCAAAACACAGGGGGUGCGCUGGAAACGACCCACCGAGAUCUGCUCGAACCCUCAGUUCAUUGUGGAUGGAGCGACUCGCACAGACAUCUGCCAGGGAGCGCUGGGGGACUGCUGGCUGCUCGCCGCCAUCGGCUCCCUGACCCUGAACGAGACGGUGCUGCAUCGCGUGGUUCCACACGGGCAGAGCUUCCAGGAGCAGUACGCAGGCAUCUUCCACUUCCAGUUCUGGCAGUUUGGCGAGUGGGUGGACGUGGUGAUUGAUGACAGGCUGCCGGUGAAGGACGGGAAGCUGCUGUUCGUUCAUUCGUAUGAAAAGAAUGAAUUUUGGAGCGCUCUGCUGGAGAAAGCAUACGCCAAGGUGAACGGGUGCUAUGAGGCUCUGUCGGGGGGCAGCACCUCCGAGGGGUUCGAGGAUUUCACGGGGGGCGUGACGGAGAUGUUUGAGCUGAGGAAGGCCCCCCCUGAUCUCUACAGCAUCAUCCUCAAGGCACUGGAGAGGGGCUCCCUGCUGGGCUGCUCCAUCGACAUCACAAGCAACCUGGACAUGGAGGCCGUGACGUUCAAGAAGCUGGUGAAGGGACACGCCUACUCAGUGACCAGCCUGAGAGAGGUGUCCUACAGAGGGAUGCCCACCAAGCUGGUCCGAAUCAGGAACCCCUGGGGAGAGGUGGAGUGGACUGGAGCCUGGAGCGACAACUCAUCGGAAUGGAACUACGUGGACCCGGCUGUGCAGAGCAAGCUGAGAGUGAAGUGCGAGGACGGGGAGUUCUGGAUGUCCUUCAGUGAUUUCCUGCGUGAGUUCUCGCGGUUGGAGAUCUGUAACCUGACUCCUGACACUCUGAAGUCGGAGAAGAUCCGGAAGUGGAACACCUCCCUGUACGACGGAGCCUGGAGGAGGGGCAGCACCGCGGGAGGCUGCAGGAACUACCCCGCCACGUACUGGAUCAAUCCGCAGUUCAAGGUGUGUCUGCAGAAUGCUCAGGGUGAGGGGGCGGAGUCAGACUGCAGCUUCCUGGUGGCUCUCAUGCAGAAGAAUCGCCGUCAGCAACGCAAAGAGGGGAAGGACAUGGAGACCAUUGGAUUCGCUGUGUACGAGGUCCCAGAUGAGUAUCGAGGUCAGUCCGGGGUUCAUCUCAAGCGUGAGUAUUUCCUGACGCACGGCUCCACGGCUCGCUCAGAGCUCUUUAUAAACCUGCGGGAGGUCAGCUCCCGAUUCACACUGCCUGCCGGGGAAUACAUCAUCGUACCCUCCACCUUUGAACCCCAGAAAGAGGGGGACUUCGUACUGAGAGUGUUCUCAGAGACCCAUGCCGACUCAGAGGAGAUGGAUGAUAAGAUCAUAGCUGAGCUCCAGGAUGAGAAAGAGUUGGAUGAGAGUCAGAUUGAUGCAGGCUUUAAGAAUCUUUUCAGACAGCUGGCUGGCGAGGACCUGGAGAUCAGUGUGGCAGAGCUGCAGACCAUUCUCAACAGGAUCAUCAACAAACAUAAAGACCUGAAGACGGACGGCUUCUCGAAGGACUGCUGCCGCAGUAUGAUCAACCUCAUGGACAAAGACGGCAACGGCAAGCUGGGACUCACAGAGUUUCAUGUGCUGUGGGAAAAGAUCAAACGCUACCUGACGGUGUUCCGCAAGUUUGACCUGGACAAGUCUGGAACCAUGAGCUCCUAUGAGAUGCGCCUUGCACUGGAGUCUGCGGGGUUCAAGCUGCCCGGCCGGCUGCACCAGCUCAUUAUCCUGCGUUACGCUGAGCCCGACCUCGCCAUCGACUUCGAUAACUUUGUGUCCUGCCUGAUCCGCCUGGAGACCAUGUUCAAGACGUUUAAAACUCUGGACACUGAUGCAGACGGAGUCGUUUCUUUCAGCUUCACGCAGUGGAUCUCUCUCACCAUGUUCACCUAGCAACCGGAAAACCUGCUGCACCUCACCUCCGAUCUUCAACCUCUGACCUCUGACCUCUGCCAAGUGCCUUUUCAGUGACGGGAUUCAACCAGCCAACCACCCCCCAGACCAGUUCAGCACAGGCUCAGUCUGUCUGUCAAUCUGUCUAUUACACACACUGAAACACACACACACACACACACACACACACACACACACUCUGACAGUCAUAGAUACAGACAGCACGGCAGCGCUAGUGCUGUCCACCAGAGGGCAGGCUUUCUCUUCUGUUUACUGCUUUGCAAGGCUUGUGUGUUAAAGUGGGAACCGAGUUUCAAUGCCAAGCAGCUUCUUCUCUGCAGUUUGUUUUUUAAACGUUUCAAUCGUGCCAACAGUUUCUAUUUGGUUGUUUUUUUUCUGUUUGUAUUGUUUCUAUAUUUUACGCAUUUUUCUUAAGUUUUCUUAAAGGAAAAUAAACAAAAAAGAAUGUAUAAAUAUAA
Molecule: messenger RNA, 2903 nt
Organism: Acipenser ruthenus (sterlet)
Lineage: Eukaryota; Metazoa; Chordata; Actinopteri; Acipenseriformes; Acipenseridae
Product: calpain-1 catalytic subunit-like
Exons: 21
Coding region: 232-2424 (730 amino acids)
Biological process (GO): proteolysis
Cellular component (GO): cytoplasm
Molecular function (GO): calcium ion binding; calcium-dependent cysteine-type endopeptidase activity
Source: RefSeq, a predicted model, not a curated record